AUGGCGGACGAUGACAAGGCAAAGGCUGAGAAGCUGGCCGCGGCCAAGAAGAGAGUCGAAGAAAUGAAGAAGAAGCAAAAGAAGAAGGCCGGCGCCAAAAAGGACAAGGAAGAAACCAAGCCAGAAGCUGGCGCCAGCACGCCCAAGGACGACAGCGAACCCGCCCCAGCACCAGCCAGCGAGGAAGCCGCCGAAGAGUCUGCCGAGAAGACGGCCGCCGGGGAUGAAGCCGUGGAAGAUCCUACCUCCCCCGCCCAGACGGCCUCGCAGCAGUCUAAGCUGCGCUCAGCUUCCUUCCGCGCCGGAUCCAUUUCGGGCGGCCCAUUCUCACCAGGCGCAGAGGGCGAGACUGCCGCCGAUAUUUAUCGCAAGCAGGUUGCGCGUAUUGAAGAUUUGGAGAAGGAGAACAAGCGACUAGCCAAGGAAGCAGCUGAUUCUGAGAAGAGAUGGCAGAAGGCCGAGGAGGAGCUGACAGAGCUCAAAGAAUCUGACACCAAGACAGGCGGUAGCGAUAGCGCCGAGGUAACAAAGUUGCAAGCUGAGCUCGCAGCUCUCGAACGCCAGAACGCCCAGCUCCAGUCCGCGGCGGCAAAGAGUCGCGGCCAUGGCCCGUCGCCAUCUGUCUCGGCAUCCUCUCCACCUUCUGCUGAGCUUCAAGCUCAACUAGCCUCCAAAUCAGCCACUAUCGAGACGAUGGAGAUUGAGCUCUCCAGGCUCCGUGCCCAGGCCGAGCGCCGCGCCAGCGAGGGCGGUACCGAGAAGGAACAGAUUACGGCGCUAGAGGAGAAGCUCGCGCGCGCCGAGCAGGCUGCUUCGACAUCUUCUCGCGAGCUCCAGGACCUAAAGCGUAACCUCGAGCGGACAAGCGAAAAGGCAAUCAAGGAGAGCAGCAGCCGCACCAGCGCCGAGACCAAGGUCAGAAGUCUCGAACAGGAAAACGAGACUCUCCAGGCGGAAAAGGAGGAGCUUCAGAAGAAGCACGACGCACUCGAGAAGAAGGUCACAGCGCUGGGCAACCUGCACAAGGAGAAUGACUCGAGAACACAGACACUACGCAAGGAGAAGGAGGCCGCGGAGAAGGAAGUGCUUCAACUCAAGGAAAAGGUCGAGACCCUCGAGGCGGACAAUGCGCGCUUGCGCAAGAAGGAUGCUGCAGAGGGCGGCGGCGAUGACGACGGUGUUGAUGAGCUCGAAGAUGAAGGACGGCAGAGGCUGGAGAAGAAGAUUCGUGACCUGGAGUCUGAGAUUUAUGAUCUUCGCCGCGGUAUUUGGCACCAGCGCCGCAAGGACCUCGAGCCCGGUGCCGAAGACGUCACCUCCCCAGGAGGUGACUUUACCAAUAUUGACCUUUCCGGCCCGCAAUCACCUGAUGCUGGCCGCAAACACUCGCAGCAAAAAGGCUUGGGCGAUUUCUUCACUUCGGGCCUGAACGCCCUCACCGGUACGACGCCCGGGGGACCAGCCGAUGAGGACGGAUUCCUCGAUGACGACGACAUGGAGUUUGACGAGGAGGCGUUCCGGCGGGCCCAAGAGGAGGACGCCAAGAGGAGGAUCGAGCGGAUCAAGGAGAUCAAGCGCGGUCUCAAGAACUGGGAGGGCUGGCGACUGGAUCUCGCCGACUCGAGGCGCGGUGGGGGAUACGGUGUUGGCGAGGUCUUUGAAAUUUAA
Molecule: messenger RNA, 1668 nt
Organism: Pestalotiopsis fici W106-1
Lineage: Eukaryota; Fungi; Ascomycota; Sordariomycetes; Amphisphaeriales; Sporocadaceae
Exons: 3
Coding region: 1-1668 (555 amino acids)
Source: RefSeq, a predicted model, not a curated record